Molecule: messenger RNA, 4134 nt
Organism: Ceraceosorus guamensis
Lineage: Eukaryota; Fungi; Basidiomycota; Exobasidiomycetes; Ceraceosorales; Ceraceosoraceae
Product: ras GEF
Exons: 4
Coding region: 1-4134 (1377 amino acids)
Biological process (GO): positive regulation of GTPase activity; Ras protein signal transduction
Cellular component (GO): plasma membrane
Molecular function (GO): guanyl-nucleotide exchange factor activity; protein binding
Source: RefSeq, a predicted model, not a curated record
AUGGAGCGACGUGGCCGUAGCAACAGUAACAGCGCCUUUGCUGCCGCCAGAUCUGUCUUCGAGCGGCCCGCAGUGCCCACGAGGAACAGCUCGUCAGAUCCCGACCGCGAGGCUGCCUCUUCGCCGAAUGCUGACGCUUCAAGCGAUCCCGAAGAUGAGUCGAGGGAAGAAUAUGUGGUCGCAUUACACGACUUUGCGUCCAGUAACGCCACGUGUCUGUCCUUCGCUGCUGGACAAGUCAUCAAGGUGUUCAACAGAGACACUUCGGGUUGGUGGGACGGCGAGCUCGAGGGCCAACGAGGAUGGUUCCCUAGCAACUAUGUGGACGAGGAAGGAAUCGGGUUCGGAAGUCCAGAAGCAAGCGAUAUGCGCCUGGAGCUUGCUGGAGAUGGUGAGCGUGACACAUCGCAACCAUACAAUGGUCGUGGUCUCGGCCUGUCGGUGCAAACACAGCAACUCAAUAAGCAGCGUCCUGGUGUGAUGUCGGCAGGCAUGCCCCAUCACCCUUCGAGGUCGCCCACACCCACCGCUCAAGAAUUUCUUGCUUCAAGCGCUAGCUCUGGUAUCCUUGAGCCUAUACUACACGCGAUCGCUCUAUUGCACAACGCAGUGCGCGCCAACAGGGUUGCGCACUUUCAGCCUUCGACGGCAUGCGUCAUCUCGUCUGUGCGCUCCGUGCUCUCCGCUACGGACUGCUUAACGCGAGAGUCGCAUGUCCUGAAGUCCCACCCUAUUUUGGCAAGGGAGCGCAAACACAUCCUGUCCGAGCUGAGCAAGCUCGUCACUCAGGCAAGGAAAGCCUCGGCUCCUAUGCCGCGGGAAGAGGGUCGCGCGCAAGAGAUGGAUGACAUGCUGGGCAUGGCGGAUGCGGUGCUGCGCCACGUGCGAAGCUUCUUGGAGGUUGCCGUCGAAUGCGGCGUCAACGUGCCUGACAGGCGCUCGUCGGUAGUCGGAGAUCGCAAUCGUGUGUCAGCUGACGCUCCACAUGCCGGCGAGCAGAGAUCGAUGUUGGGUGUUGACCGUGGAGAAGCGGACAAGACGCCCACCCCAGAGUCUCCCAGAAGCUCGGCGUACCAGACGGCCUACACCUCAGGGCAGAUGUCUCCUCGCAGCACGCGGUUUCUGGAUCUGCGCGACCGUGCUGAAUAUCCAUUCGACGACGCCGCAGCCGCCGCUAUGGUGGCCAAGCAUACAGCAAGCGAGCCUAUGACGCAAGCUGCGCGUAUCAAGGCGCAAGCUCAAGCGCGCCGUCGAUCUGAUUCCUUGACCUCCGAACCUCAAGAACAUAGUUCAGGCUCUGGCUCGGCGUCGGACUCUGGUUCAGGCUCUAAGCCGACAUCGCGGUCAGGUUCUACUGAUUCUUUGAGCGAUGCUCCGCCUCCAUCGAGCGUCAUCUGCUCCGCUUCCGAAGUUUUACAACGCCUUGGAGUAGCCAACGACCAUUUACUCUCAAUCACAGCUGCCUUCAUCGGCCACGUGCACAGCCACACACGGGACAGCCACGCGUCGAGCUUCGCUCACCUCAUUGAUAUGACACGAGAAGCAGUUGAUGCUGUUCGUGAUCUGUUGAUAGUCGUGGAGGCGGUCCACAACAGCGGCGAGCUGCAGUCUACGCUGCCGCGACAGACUACGAUUCUGUUUCAGACCAGAGAAAGUCUAUACGAGGCGACGACAGCACUGGUAUCGGCCGCCAGGGUAAUCACUUCGAAUCCCUCUGCCCAAGCCGCAGCUUCUGCUGCCCUUUCUGAUGCGAAUGAGGACGAGGAGAAAUCGCGGCUGUUGUCAGCAGCCACCGCUGUUCUCAGGACGGGUGGCGAAUGCGUCGGUGCAGUGCGUUUAUGCCUGAAUCACGCAGACUCAGCAUUGCGCUUCACACUGCCAGGCGACGGCAGGUCGACACAACGGCACGGAUCAGGAGACUCGAGCAUGUCUGCUGACUCGGCAGAGCCCUUGACUCCUGAUGAAGCUGCUGGGGAAGACGCUCUGUUGGCUGCUGGUACUGUGCGCAGAGGCAAACACACUCUAUCGUUCCUGGGUCGCAAGGCGACCAGCCUGAGCUGCCUUCGCGAGAAAUACGAGCAGAGUGGCUACGUUCGAGGCUUUGGACACAUAGCCGAGGGUCACUCAGACGAUGAUGAUGACUUUGCAGAAAGCGAAGAAAAUGCUACCGCGAGGCAGCAGUAUCAUGCCCCUCAACAAGAAAUUCGAGGAGAAUCGGAUGCGUCGCCACAGUCGACGGUGAUGCCGGACUUGGACCUACCUAGGUCUCACCCUCAGAUCUCGUCUGCGAACCAUGGCACCGACCCACAAGGAGGAGAUGGCAGCGACCACAGCGAAACGAUGUCCAGGCAGCAUUCCAGAGCCUCCGGUUCCACCUUGUACUCGGCCAGAUCAGACACUACUGGAGCAACAUCAGCUCGUCCCUCCAUGGAUCAAAAUAACGGCGCAGAUGAGCAUGCCAACGUCCCACUCACAGCACCGAUCGGGGGCACGUUCCGCGAGGCUCACAACAAGCAUCUCGCAGGGGCACCGUCUCCCAUCCAACUCAAGUUCAUGUCGCCAGACUAUCUUCCCAGCGACGUCUGCUACAAUUCAGAGGGGCAGCUGACUGGCGCAACGCUGCCCGCGUUGGUGGAGAAGAUGACUCCACACGACACCACCGUUGACGCAGCACUCUCCAAUGCCUUCUUUUUGUGCUUCCGUCUCUUCACGACGCCAAUGCAGCUGUUCGACGUGUUGGAAGCUCGUUACAACAUGCGCCCGCCUCAGGAGGUUGAAGUCAGUGCCGAAGAGCUCGUCAAGUGGACCGAUCAGAAGGUCAUGCCAGUGCGCCUGCGAAUCUUCAACUUCUUCAAGACUUGGCUCGAGACGUAUUGGCAUUCUGCCACGGAUCAUGUGAUUCUCGAACGCCUCGUCGAGUUCACACGCACUUCGAUGGCCCACUCUUUGCACCGACCAGGUCAGCGUCUGGCUGACCUGGCACAAAAACGCAUCAUCUCUGGUCCAACAAAGAAGGUGAUGGCCCAAGUCUCUGGCACCGCCACCGCCGCAGGUGUGAACAACGCCAACGGCAUCGCGCCCACUGUUGCUUCGAAACCAGGCGCUUUGAAACGCAUGAUUUCCACGGAUCGACUGCGAAAUGGCAGUCUCCCGCCCGGCAUGGUCGACCCGUCGAACAUGUACGGUUCGGCUGCCUUCACAAACAAGAAGGGACCGAUGCCCCCGCAACCGAUCAUGUCAAAGGCGCUCUUAUCUGCUCUUCGCGCCUCGCCUCAACCGCCAAUCAGCAUUACGGAGUUCGAUCCAACGGAGCUCGCCAGACAGCUGACGAUUCUUGAAUCCAAGAUCUACUGCGCGAUUCUUCCGGAAGAGCUUCUCGGUCAAGAGUUCAGCAAAGCGGCUGGGGUCAGCAGUGCCGUGCACGUAAAGAACAUGAGCUCUUUGAGCACGUCAAUUACAGGGUGGAUCUCCGAGUGUAUCCUGAACGAGGGAGAUGCGCGCAAACGGACUCAAUUGGUCAAAUUCUUCAUCAAGCUCGGCGAUCGUUGUCUCGCAUUGAGUAACUUCAACACACUGAUGGCGAUCCAGUGCGCUCUCAACUCUUCGACCAUUGCUCGACUGAAGCGCACGUGGGAUGGCUUGACUGCCAAAUACCACGUCAUGAUGGAAGAGCAACGCCGCACUGUUGAGCACACUCGCAAUUUUGCGGGCUAUCGCGCACGUCUACGAGCAACGGCCGCGCCAGCGCUGCCUUUUGUCGGUCUUUUCCUCACCGACUUGACUUUCUGUCACGAAGGCAACCCUGCAACGCGACCAUCGCCACAAGAUCCGCAAAAGCGGUUGCUCAAUUUCGACAAGUACGUCAAAAUGAGCCGCAUCAUCGGAGACCUGCAAAGGUUCCAAUUGCCUUACACCCUCCUCGAGGUGCAAGAAUGCCAGUCGUAUCUCAACAAGGUUCUGGCUAGCGUCCAACAGGCCGGCGCAGGUGGUGCGGAAGACCUGUACCGACGCAGUUUACUGUUGGAACCGCGCUCCAAGACCGGCGAGCCUUCUCCUGCCACGGUUGCCAGUAGAAGCGGCGGCAGUGGUGCCGAUGGAGGCAAACUGGGCUUGGACAUCUUCAACUGGAAGUGA